AUGUACGAUCCAGUUCGCGGCUUCUUUACGGCUGUUGCCAGCGACGAUAAGCCUCCAUCCUCUCCAUCGAAGCCGAACCACGAUGAUGACUAUGAAGAUGAACGAUCCAAACGACCCUCAGAUGCAUCAGCCAAUCCUCACCACGAUGAUGAACCGUCUAGGCAUCGUCGUGAACGGGAGGCAGACUCACAAAGCCAGAGCCCGGAACGAAAACGGAAGCGUGAACGCUCUCCUGACGAUGAACGGGCACGAGCAAGCACCCCCGAAAUAAAGCGAGAGCGAUAUGAACAAUCUCGAGACGACAGGUUUUCCCGGGAUGACAGACAUAGACCCGAUUCAAACCAGGAUGACCAUGAGAGUAAACGGCGACGUUUCGACGGCGAGAAAGACCGGAUCAGAAGAUUCCAGAACCAGAGGAGGGAAGCCCACGCUGGUGCAUACGCUCGCCGCGAUGGGGUGACAAGAUAUGAUAACCAGCAUCACAAUCAACGAGACCGAUAUGACAGACAAGACAGAAGGGGACCUCAUCAUGGAAAUAAUAGAAGAACUUCGCCUCAAUUCCGCCAUAAUGAUGCCCCACCCCUACCACAUCUCGCUGUCGAGGCGAGAUACAAAGACCCAGAGCCAGAGAGACGCCAGGAGCAAUCAGCUGAACCACAAAGGAAGCUCAAGAGGCCCAUGGCCCGUUAUAAUGCGGCCGAGAGGGAAGCCUUGCGAAAGCAACAACAGCAGUUAGAGGCUGAUAGAGAACGUGAGGCAGCUAAUGUAGCAGCCUCAAGGGGUGUUGACGACGUUGUCAGAUCGCAUUACAAUGCGGUACCAGAGCGAGGGAAAGAAUGGAGAAAGACGGAUUCUAAAAUUCGUGGUCUUCGUUCUUUCAAUAAUUGGGUGAAAUCCACCCUCAUUCAGAAGUUCGCUAAAAACGAAGACUAUCAACCAGGAGACCGGAGCAAUGCCCUCAAGGUCCUGGAUAUCGGCUGUGGAAAAGGUGGUGAUCUACUGAAAUGGAAGAGCGCCCCACAACCAGUGGAGCUUUAUGUCGGAGCUGAUAGCGCAGAUGUUAGUAUCAGUCAGGCAAAGGAAAGGUUUACCAAGAUGAAGGACGAGGAUCGAAGAAGAAACCGAGGAAGGCCUUCGAAUGAUCGAUUCCAUGCCGAGUUUUUCAUCUUAGAUGCUUGGAGCGAUACAGCGGAAUCGAUUCCGCUUAUUCGAGAUGUCGGAUUCGAUAUGGACACCAACAACCGAUGGGGUGGUGGAGGAUUCGACGUGGUUUCCCUUAUGUUCUGUAUGCAUUAUGCAUUCGAAUCUGAAGACAAGAUACGCGGGAUGCUUAGAAACGUUUCAGGGUCUCUUCGAAGGGGCGGUCGCUUCAUCGGAACAAUUCCAUCAUCCGAUAAGAUAUACGAAGGGAUCCAGAAAAAUGGACACGAUUUCGGCAAUAGUCUGUACAAGGUUUCAUUUCCAAAGAUCGAAAGUGCCAGAAAGUUACCAGAUGAUGGAGCCUGGCGUCCAGCCUGGGGCUGGAAGUAUUCCUUCUUUCUCGAAGAAAGCGUCGAAGAUGUUCCGGAGUAUGUUGUCCCCUGGGAAGCCUUUCGAGCGCUAGCAUUUGAAUACAACUUAAAACUGGAAUACAAACGCCUCUUCGAGGAUAUUUGGGAGGAUGAGAAGGAAGAUAGGGUCUUGGGACCCCUUAGUGAAAGAAUGGGGGUAAAGAAUAAGGAUGGUAGUGGGGAUAUCUUGGUGAAGGGUGAAGAGUGGGAGGCAUGCAGCAUUUAUAUGGGUUUCUGCUUCAGGAAAAUCUAA
This is a messenger RNA of Orbilia oligospora ATCC 24927, 1803 nucleotides long. RefSeq lists its product as uncharacterized. Gene Ontology annotation, cellular component: nucleus. Lineage: Eukaryota; Fungi; Ascomycota; Orbiliomycetes; Orbiliales; Orbiliaceae. The transcript has 2 exons. Gene Ontology annotation, molecular function: mRNA 5'-cap (guanine-N7-)-methyltransferase activity. The coding region runs from base 1 to 1803 and encodes 600 amino acids. The record is from RefSeq and is a predicted model, not a curated record. Gene Ontology annotation, biological process: 7-methylguanosine mRNA capping.